AUGGCAGCUACAAAAACACCCCUCGAAAAUAUUGUGGAGAGUUUGGGGCCGACACUAAGCUCUAAAGCUCAAAUUCACCUCAUCUCUGAUGCUAAAAUCUUCUCUGAGACGUUCACUUCCUGGUCCGACCUCAACAAGAAGGUGCCCUCUGCAAUCAUCAAGAUCCACACAGUGGGCGAUGCACUCGAAACCAUUCUCUGGGCAACCUCAAACUCAGUCCCUUUUGUUGUCAAAGCAGGUGGUCAUAGCAACUUCUGCACUAUCGGGAAAGAAGGAGUAAUUAUCGAUCUUUCCAACUUCAAGAAAAUCACCCUCCACGAAGACAGUGUUACUGUCCAAGCUGGUACCCUGACGGAGGAGUUGAUCUCCGCCGUAUACCCACAAGGACGUUGUGUUGUUGCCGGUGGCUGCGGUGGAGUCGGGGUAUCUGGCUCCAGUCUCGCAGGUGGUUUUGGACCCCUCGUAGGCCUACAUGGACUCAUAUGCGAUAACCUUCUGAGUGCUCGGGUAAUCACUGCUGCUGGGGAGCUGAUCGAAGUCUCGAAGACGAAGAAUCCGGAGCUUUUCUGGGCGCUGAGAGGAGCGGGGAUGAGGUUUGGGUUGGUGGUUGAACUGACGCUUCGUACUUAUCCGUUAGCGACGUUGGGCAGUGACGAUGGAAGUAUUUGGGAGAUGACAUUGAUGUGGGGCGAGGAGCAGCUCGAAGAUCUGGUGGAAGCUCUAAAUGGGCUGGGCUGGACAAAGGGGGAGGCAACGGCAUAUUUUGGUUUUGCGCAUGAGAAGGAGGGUGAUAGAAUUUCACCAGUAUGCCUGGCGAUGCUCCAUUACUUCGGCCCAACUUCAGCCGCUGAAGCAUAUUUCCGGCCUCUUCUUUCUCUGCGUCCAUUCCAUGCCCUCAACACCCCGCCCCAUGUACAGCCAGGUCGCAUCCCCUAUAAUCUCAUUGACGCCCUGCAACUCCCGCACCAAAAGCACGGCGGGUUCAAGUCGAUGUUCGGAGCGGGUGUGCAAAAGCUAAGUGCCCCGGGUAUGCGUAAGAUCUGGGAGACGUAUACCCAGUUCGUAAGCGCACACCCCGACGCUUUCCGGAGCAUAGUCCUUGUGGAGAUGUUCUCGAUGGAAAAGGCUCGGGAAAUCGGGAGAAAGGACGACACGGCUUUCCCGCAUAGGGAUGUAAACCUAUGGGCCUUCCCAAUUGUAUGGCACGAUGAUCCCAACACUGAGCCAGCUGCUACAAAGUUCGGGAACGAGGUCCGGAAAAUGUUCCAAGAUGAGGAGUUUCGUAGUGGUCAUAAAGUCUCGGCUUAUGUGAACUUUAAUAGAGGGGAUGAAAGUAUUCUCGACACAUACGGAAAUGAGGAAAGGGUAGCAAGAUUACAGGGACUGAAGAAAGAGUGGGACCCAAAGUCCCUCUUCGGAGAUUUGGUUCCGAGGUUGAAAUAG
Molecule: messenger RNA, 1443 nt
Organism: Morchella sextelata
Lineage: Eukaryota; Fungi; Ascomycota; Pezizomycetes; Pezizales; Morchellaceae
Exons: 5
Coding region: 1-1443 (480 amino acids)
Molecular function (GO): FAD binding; oxidoreductase activity
Source: RefSeq, a predicted model, not a curated record